This is a messenger RNA of Pelobates fuscus (common spadefoot toad), 1191 nucleotides long. It is a transcript of the gene PRPF38A, whose product is annotated as pre-mRNA processing factor 38A. Gene Ontology annotation, cellular component: precatalytic spliceosome. The record is from RefSeq and is a predicted model, not a curated record. Lineage: Eukaryota; Metazoa; Chordata; Amphibia; Anura; Pelobatidae. Bases 111 to 1049 code for a protein of 312 amino acids. The transcript is spliced from 10 exons.
CAUCUGUUUGAUGACGUAGGGAAGCCGCGCCGGAAGUGCCUGUUGGCUCGCGGCCUUGCCCCGCUUGAUGAAGUUGUGAGCCGCACCGGAGGAGGAGGGUUUCUGGUAAGAUGGCGAACCGGACGGUGAAAGACGCGCACAGCGUUCACGGCACCAACCCGCAGUAUCUGGUGGAGAAAAUCAUCCGCACUCGGAUCUAUGAGUCCAAAUACUGGAAGGAGGAGUGCUUCGGGCUCACCGCUGAGCUGGUGGUAGAUAAAGCAAUGGAGCUGAAAUUUGUCGGAGGGGUUUUUGGAGGAAACAUCAAGCCAACUCCUUUCCUGUGUCUGACCCUGAAGAUGCUCCAAAUCCAGCCAGAAAAAGACAUUAUUGUGGAGUUUAUAAAGAAUGAAGAUUUCAAGUAUGUACGUGCAUUGGGAGCUCUGUAUAUGCGCCUGACCGGCACUGCUAGUGACUGCUACAAAUAUUUAGAGCCAUUGUAUAACGACUAUCGUAAAGUCAAAACACAAAACCGGGAUGGAGACUUCGAACUAAUGCAUGUCGAUGAAUUCAUCGACGAGCUCCUGCACAGUGAACGUGUAUGUGAUAUCAUAUUACCACGAUUACAGAAACGUUAUGUUCUGGAGGAGACUGAACAGCUUGAUCCGCGGGUGAGUGCAUUGGAGGAAGACAUGGAUGAUGUGGAGUCCAGUGAUGAUGAAGAAGAAGAUGAUGAUAAGGGGAGAGAACCUUCUCCAGAGCAUCACAGAAGAAGCUACAGAGACGUGGACCGGCCACGUAGAUCACCUUCUCCACGCUACAGAAGAAGCCGCAGUCGCUCACCUAGGAGACGCAGUCGCUCCCCUAAAAGGAGGAGCCCUUCUCCUCCUCGGCGCGAAAGACACCGAAGUAAAAGUCCAAGGAGACACCGCAGUAGGUCCAGAGAGAGACGCCACCGAUCCAAAUCUAAAUCUCCAGGACAUCAUCGAAGUCACAGACAUAGAAGCCAUUCCAAGUCACCUGAAAGGUCAAAGAAAAGUCAUAAGAAAAGUAGAAGAGGCAACGAGUAAAAGAAGAAAACAAAUAUUUUUAUGUUUAAUAGCUUUUUUUUUUUGUAUAUAAUAAACUUGCAACCCAUGUCCAUGUUUUUUGUUCUGGUUUCUGCUGGAUUUUUAAUAAAUGCAUAAACCACUGAUGGUGGUCAGUAUAUAC